AUGCCCCCCACCGCCGCCACCCUCGCCAUCCCGACCACCCCACGCAUCCACGCGCUCCUCACCCGCCUGCACGCCGCCUCGGCGGCCCAAGAAAACACGCUCUCCCAAUCCUGGUUCUACCUCAAGCGCACGCUCGCCUUCUACCUCUUCUCCACGACGUGGGCCUCCAGCGCCGACGACCACAUGCGUGACAAGUUCGUGGCGCUCGAAGAGGACAAGUGCCACUUCGUGUACCUGCUGGCGCGCUCGUCGGGGGCGCGGACCAUCGUCGAGGCCGGGACCAGAUGCGAUGUCUGGGGGGAGGGAGGAGUGAGGGGGAGGGUGGUGGCUACGGAGAAGGAGCCGACUAAGGCAGCGCGCGCGAGGGAGCAUUGGGCGGAGGCGGGCGAGGAGGUGGAGGGGGUGAUUGAGUUGAGGGAGGGGGAUUUGUUGGAGACGUUGAAGAGGGAGGAUAUGCCGGAGGAGGUGGACUUUUUGCUGCUUGAUAUUUGGACUCCGAUGGCGCUCCCCACGCUCAAGAUUGUCCAGCCCCGCCUGAAAAAGGGCGCCAUUGUGCUGGCCGACAACACGAAGAUGGCUAGGGCCUUGUAUGGAGAGUAUCUGGACUAUAUCUACGACCCGGCGAAUGGCUUCAAGACGACCGAGGUGCCGUAUUCUGGGGGUCUGCAGAUGUCUGUUUAUCUUCCCGGCGAUGAUUCUUAG
Molecule: messenger RNA, 702 nt
Organism: Chaetomium globosum CBS 148.51
Lineage: Eukaryota; Fungi; Ascomycota; Sordariomycetes; Sordariales; Chaetomiaceae
Exons: 3
Coding region: 1-702 (233 amino acids)
Source: RefSeq, a predicted model, not a curated record